Messenger RNA from Arabidopsis lyrata subsp. lyrata, 643 nucleotides. Its product is annotated as costars family protein ST45-2. The transcript is spliced from 2 exons. The coding region runs from base 189 to 470 and encodes 93 amino acids. The record is from RefSeq and is a predicted model, not a curated record. Lineage: Eukaryota; Viridiplantae; Streptophyta; Magnoliopsida; Brassicales; Brassicaceae. Gene Ontology annotation, biological process: regulation of actin filament-based process.
GGUCUAAAACCGGUUAAGUGUGCGCCUUCCUAUUCAACCGGAUUAGGAGGGACAAGAAUUUGGGAGGAUCUGUCAUCGAGCUAGCUGUCUUCAUCAUCAGAAAGAGUCUCUUCUUCAGAAUCCAAUCUUAUACAUUGAUUACGCUGUUGAGACCUGAAUUCUCUGAGGAGGAAGAAGAAGAAGAAAGAAUGAACGUAGAAGAAGAGAUUCAGAAACUGGAAGAAGAGAUCCAUCGUCUUGGUUCUCUCCAGACCGAUGGCUCUUACAAGGUGACGUUUGGAGUGUUGUUCAAUGACGAUCGAUGUGCCAACAUCUUUGAAGCAUUGGUUGGGACUCUGAGAGCCGCCAAGAAACGCAAAAUAGUCGCAUUCCAAGGUGAACUCUUGCUUCAAGGCGUUCACGACAAGGUUGAGAUCACUCUCCGACCACCCCCACCGCCACCGCAAGCUGCUGCUGUCGCCUCCUCCUAAGUUCCCAUUUCUGCUUUAAAAUCUUUAUACUAUUGAGUGUAAUGAAAUGAUAAACCUGAAAAUCAAUGAUUUCUUUGCUUCUCUAUUGGCAUGAUCACAUCGCUUAAGCUAUUUUUCUGUUAUUUGUUACAUGUAGUAACCAAGAGACAUUAACAAGAAGUAUUUCUUCUCUU